AUUGACGACGUGUGUGCUUAUGUGCGAUUGUGACGGCCAGUGUUGUGGAGUCCCCGAUGAUGAUGUCGCGUCGAGGCUCGUCGAGCUCUUGAAAACGCUCGACGAACGUUCAGUGCGCUCGCGUUCCCACUGAAAACGACGACGACGGAGAGGAGAGGAGAGAGGAAGCUCGUCCGCACAUGUCGGUCUCCAUGCAGAUUGACAGCAGCAUGUUGACGAAUUCAGAUACCAGCCUCUGUCGCGUCUGCCUGACCGUGGAUCACAACAAUCAGUGUAUCUUCCGCAGGAACUGGGACGAUCCGAGGAGCCCAUCCGGGUUGCCCGAGAAGUUGCAGCUAUGCUGCGGCGUGGAGAUUCUGGAAGAUGAUGGUCUGCCGACUAGUAUCUGCCUCGAAUGCGUAGUGAAAGUCAACGUUGCCUAUGAAUUGAGGAAACAAUGUCAAAAAGCAGACAUAGAACUCAGGAAGUUAUAUGGGAAAUCCUUAAAAACAAACAUUGCCAGCAUUCCAACAAAAGACCAGUGUUGUCAAACUGACCAAUUUUUUAUCUUGGAUGCAAUCAAUUCGAGUGACAAUAUAGAGUUAAGUGCAGAUAAUGAAGUUAAUAUAGAGAAAAGCAUUAUGCAAUCAAAUGUUAUGAGACAAGAACAAAUACUAGAUGCUUUUGAUCAAAUCAAGCAGGAUGUUUCAGUAGACAAUGAAGUAGAUCUAGACUGUGGUAGUAAAUAUAAACAAGUAGAACAUGACAAAAUAGCUAAUAGAAUGAGAAACGAAAAUAGCUAUAGAACGAGAAGAUUAAUGUUUAAAAGGGUUACGUCUAUAGAAAAUUUGAGGAAUUAUAAAGAGAGACAGAGACGAUACAUCAAAAAGAGCGUAAACGUCAAACGUGACAGCAGCGAUAGCGAGUAUCAAACAAAGACGAAAAAUGUUCACGGCAGGAUGGACAGAGCGUCCGAAGUGGAACUGCAAUAUAAAUGUCAAAAAUGUGAUAGAUUUUAUUCCAGUAAAAAGUCCUUAGAUAGACACACAUCAACUCAUAACGAUAAAGAGUUCAAAUGCGAUAGCUGUGAUAAGCAAUUCUUCUGUCUGGAUAAAUUGCAUAAGCAUAUUAAUCUGCACAGAGCAAAGGAGAAGCCGAAACCGGUGUUAUGCAAAAUCUGCAACAAGAGUUUCAGAAAGAUCGAUACUAUGGUCAGACAUCUGAAUACUCAUAAGAAGGCAUAUCCUAAGGAUGUUUUCUCUAUACUGAAGGAGAUACGGGACAAGAGAAGAUUGGAAAAUAAUCCAGAGUCUUUCGAAACGUCGCUCACGCUGGAUGAGGACGAAGAAGUAAUGCGUGAUGGACAAUUUCAAAGUGCAAACAAUGGCAAUACGAGAGAACUACGAAAACGUAACAAUACAAAAGUGGAACUAAGAGACUCGGAUUUGGUAAACAGUGACUCCAGCGAUGACAAAACAGAGUUUUUCGACGACGCGUCACUCUUCAACUGCAAACAUUGUAGCAAGAGUUAUCGUACCGAAAGAUCGCUUCAACGUCAUCUGCUGACACACGAUGAGAAGAAAUAUGUCUGCAAUGUUUGCAACAUGAAGUUCUUCCGACAGGAUAGGCUGAAGAGUCACAUGGAUCGGUAUGGUCACGAUGAAACCAAGAUGUGUUCGGAGCCGCAGAAACCGCCUGACGACAAGUCUGCCAUCAAGCUGAUAAACACCUGGAUAAGAGAGGAAUUGGAUUCCGAUAACGAGGGCAAGGGUUUCCCGUGUAGAAUCUGCGGAAAAUCAUACGACACGAAGAAGUCCUUGUUGAAACAUCAAAUGAACGCGCACAGCGGACAGAACGACUAUUGCACGAAUUGCGGUACCGUGUGUAAUUGCGUGUACAAGGAUCAGGAGAAAGGCAACGAAAAGUCAAAGCCGUAUACUUGCGAGGAAUGUAACAAGUCGUUUGAGAAGGAGAUCAAGUUGCACAAGCAUCUGAGAAUUCAUGAGCGCGCCAAGGAGCAGCAGGACGCGAACUUCAAGCGUUUUCUAUGCCACAUAUGCAGCAAGACGUUUCGACAGAAUACCGGCCUCAUGUUCCACAUGAGAACACAUACGGGUUACAAGCCGCACGUGUGUAAGUACUGCGGCCGUGGCUUCACAUCUAAUUCGAAUUGCAUCAAUCAUGAGAGGACUCACACGGGCGAUCGGCCGUUCGUCUGUCAAUACUGCAGCGCUGCUUUCGCCAAAUCGUGCACCCUCAAGGCUCACAUCACCACGCACACCGGCGAGGCGAAUUAUCAUUGCAAAACCUGCGGCAAAUCGUUCCGUCGGUUGAAGUACUUGAAGGAGCAUCGAUUCACGCAUACAGGCGAGAAACCGUACGCGUGUAAGAUCUGCGGCACCGCAUACAGCCAUUCUGGCAGUUUAUUCGUACACGAGAAGAAGUGCAAGGCGCAAUUCAGUAAUUAUCAGUCGGGGGUUGUACAAAAUGUACAGCAGCAACAACAGGUUUCCUACAGUCAAUCCUCUCAGACCACUGGCGGCAUUUCCGUGGCGUCCACUUCUUCGGUUGUCGCUCCUAUCAUCACUACGCUGCCUCAGGCUCACCUAAACGUAAUUAACAGUACUCUAAAUGUACAGGCGAACAAAGACUACGUGGAUAACGUUCAGCGAAUGAACGCGCAUGCAUCGACUAACGCAACCACAGUUGUCUCACCAGGUCUGCAUCCGAAUGUUGACAUCUCCGAAAUGAGUUCCGCCGUUAGGAACUUCUCCAUCAUCGGGCAGAUCAAUAUGCCUUCAUACAAGCUGAUUUACUUUCCCAUCACGGCAUUGGCCGAGCCAAUUCGUUUCCUGCUCAGUUAUGCUGGCAUCGAGUUUGAGGAUGAACGUUUUGAUAGGAAUGAUUGGCCAAAACUUAAGCCGACUAUGCCAUUCGGUAAAGUACCCGUACUCGAAGUAGAUGGAAAGAAAAUCGAUCAGUCCACAGCUAUCUCCCGUUAUUUGGCGAAACAAUGUGGUCUUGCUGGCAAAAACGAUUGGGAGUCUUUGGAAAUAGACUCGACUGUCGACACUAUCCAUGAUGUACGCGCCAGUAUCGCUAGUUUCCACUACGAGAGCAAUGAAACAGCUAAAAAUGAGAAACUUAAAGUUGCCAAGGAAACAACAGUGCCAUAUUAUUUGGAGCGUUUAGACGCACAGGUGAAGAAGAAUGGCGGUUAUUUUGUCGGUGGUUCUUUGACGUGGGCCGAUUUAGUUUUCGUCGGUCUUUUGGAUUAUUUGAAUUUCAUGAUGAAGGAGGACAUCGUUGAGAAGUAUGAGAAUCUGAAACAACUCCAAAAGACAGUCGAGGAAGUACCGGCUAUCAAAACCUGGAUCGAGAAACGUCCGCCAGCGAUCUUUUCGAAUUAAUUCGGUUGAUUUCAUAAAUAAUUUCAUAAAAUGAUAACUUUCUGACAGAGUUUCUUGUCAUUGAUGAUUGAUAAAAUAUCGAUUUUUCUUUUUUUUUUUUUCAAACGCGUUUAUAUCUAUAUUGGA
Molecule: messenger RNA, 3515 nt
Organism: Trachymyrmex septentrionalis
Lineage: Eukaryota; Metazoa; Arthropoda; Insecta; Hymenoptera; Formicidae
Product: glutathione S-transferase-like
Exons: 6
Coding region: 180-3389 (1069 amino acids)
Biological process (GO): regulation of transcription by RNA polymerase II; glutathione metabolic process
Cellular component (GO): nucleus
Molecular function (GO): RNA polymerase II cis-regulatory region sequence-specific DNA binding; zinc ion binding; glutathione transferase activity
Source: RefSeq, a predicted model, not a curated record